AGAGUCCCGACCCAGCAGAUCGGUCCGCGGAGUCUCAGGGAGGGGAACCCAGGAGCCCCCACCACGCCCCCAGGCACGCCGGGACUGCGCGUCGGGCCCCGCCCCGCGCGCCGCGCCUUAAAGGGCUCGAAGGCCGGGGCGCACCGCGGUGGCCACGGUCAUGGAGGGUGCGUUUGCUGUAAACUGGAGCGCUGAGGCGGUCAACGGGAGCGCGGCGCCGCCCGGAACCGGGGGCAACCGCACCGCCGGGCCGCCACAGCGCAACGAGGCCCUGGCGCGGGUGGAAGUGGCCGUGCUGUGCCUCAUUCUGUUCCUGGCGCUGAGCGGCAACGCGUGCGUGCUGCUGGCGCUGCGCACCACGCGCCACAAGCACUCGCGCCUCUUCUUCUUCAUGAAGCACCUGAGCAUAGCCGACCUGGUGGUGGCGGUAUUCCAGGUGCUGCCGCAGCUUCUGUGGGACAUCACGUUCCGCUUCUACGGGCCCGACCUGCUGUGCCGCCUCGUCAAGUACCUGCAGGUGGUGGGCAUGUUCGCGUCCACCUACCUGCUGUUGCUCAUGUCGCUUGACCGCUGCCUGGCCAUCUGCCAGCCGCUGCGCUCGCUGCGCCGCCGCACCGACCGCUUGGCGGUACUCGCCACAUGGCUCGGUUGCCUGGUGGCCAGCACGCCGCAGGUGCAUAUCUUCUCGCUGCGCGAGGUGGCGGACGGCGUCUUCGACUGCUGGGCCGUUUUCAUCCAGCCCUGGGGGCCCAAGGCCUACAUCACGUGGAUCACGCUCGCCGUCUACGUUGUGCCGGUCAUCGUGCUUGCCGCCUGCUACGGCCUCAUCAGCUUCAAGAUCUGGCAGAACUUACGGCUCAAGACGGCGGCGGCGGCGGCCGAGACUGCCGCUGGGGCUGAGGGCGCGGCAGCAGACUGCGGGGGGCGCGCGGCUCUGGCCCGCGUCAGCAACGUCAAGCUCAUCUCUAAGGCCAAGAUCCGCACGGUCAAGAUGACCUUCAUCAUCGUGCUGGCCUUCAUCGUGUGCUGGACGCCGUUCUUUUUCGUGCAGAUGUGGAGUGUGUGGGAUGCCAAUGCGCCCAAGGAAGCCUCAGCUUUCAUCAUCGCCAUGCUCCUGGCCAGCCUCAACAGCUGCUGCAACCCCUGGAUCUACAUGCUCUUCACAGGCCACCUCUUCCAAGAACUUGUGCAGCGCUUCCUCUGCUGCUCAUUCCGCUGCCUGAAAGGCAGCCGGCCUGGGGAGACGAGCAUCAGCAAAAAGAGCAACUCGACCACCUUUGUCCUGAGCCAGCACAGCUCCAGCCAGAGGAGAUGCUCACAGCCAUCCACGGUGUGACUGAUGGGGCCAGGACCGCCCUCCUUGGCUUGGACUGUGCGGCAGUGACAGUCUGGUUCUUGGUGGCUGUGUACAUGUGUGUAUAAGCUUGGAUGACACCUCCCCAUGAAGCUGGCUCUUGAUGUUCCAAGUGCCUUCCUCUCUCGACCUCCCAUGACCCUACAACUGAUGCUGAGUUACGGUGUUCACCACCUCCUCCUAUACAUUCUCAUUAAUGUAGCCUCAUCUACUCUGUUGGGUUGGAUUCUUCUCAAGAGGAAGCCCCAGGGACAAGCUUCCAGGAUAUCCCUGGACCCCAAGCACAGCACGGGCAUCGGGCAAGCACCUCUUUCAGGUGUCUGGUCAGUUUCCCUGCAUCCUUCUUCAGUCCAGCCAUCACCCAAGGCCCCUGCCGCAUGAAGGAUGAAGACUCUGAAUCCUCAGGUGGCAGGGUCUGUGCAUUCGUUUAUCAUCCACCAACUCAUCUCAAAAUUUGCCAAGAGCUAGGAUAAACAGAUCGGACUCAGCGGAUGGAUGGGAACCACAGAUGAGGAAUGCAUCAUCUCAGCAAAUGCUUACCGAGCUGUGGGUCAUUACUGGUGCUGAGGAUGCAGCGGAGAAGCAGGUAGUAAUUUGUUUCAAGAAAUGGAGCCGGUGCCAUCCACCAUCAACCACAUGGAUGUCAUCACAUCCCAUCUAUGAAUGAAGAUGCGGUCAGAGACCAGGGAGUCUCCUGUCUUCUGGCAGCAUCCAUGAAAAUGUCAGGCUAACUAGUGAGUUGGAUCCGGUGGUGCACUGGUCACCUCACCCCUGGGGUCAUCGAAGAGCUUGCACAUGGUGUAGACCUACGGCCACUGGCAAGUGCUGCAGAGAAGAUGAAAAAAACUCAUCUGAAUAAUAUCAGAAGUGCAGAACAAUGGGCUGAUGAAAUCAUGGCACGAUAAUGUUGACUGUGCAUUCAUUCAUUCAUCACAUAUUUAUGGAGCACCUGCUACUUGCCAGGCCCUGUUCAGGGUGCUCGGCAUGCAUCAGGGAACGAAACAGACAAAAAUAUGCCCGGAGGGGUCUUAUAUCCUGAUUAUAGGGUGGUGAGAUAUUAAAUAAAACAGUAAGAUAGUU
Odocoileus virginianus texanus is the source of this 2434-nucleotide messenger RNA. The record is from RefSeq and is a predicted model, not a curated record. NCBI's taxonomy places the organism in Eukaryota, Metazoa, Chordata, Mammalia, Artiodactyla, Cervidae.